AUGCUACUCGAAUGUAUAACAGAAUGUAUAACACACCAGAACGUUCUCAAACGUAACGCUUUGAGUAUGAAAUCAGCGUUUAAUUAUCAAUCCGUGAUUGAUUAUUUAAAUAUUAAAGCGCUUCAAAUAGGACCAAUGACGAUAUUAUGUCCUAAGUGCCAUGCAAAAAAAUGGAAAGAUGAAACCAAUGGACUUUGCUGCGCUGACGAGUCGGAUCAAAUAUCUAUUCGAACAAAUAUGAUUCCAAAUUUAAAAAGAGGUCUCAUUGAAUCAUUGCAAACAGUUUUGCGUGAAAAUAAUCACCUCAUACAGAGCUUCAGAUCUAAUAUAGAGUGGAGAUCCUUUGAUGAAUUGCAAAACUUUAAGUUAAUUAUUCAUGCUGACAGAGUUCCUCAAGAUGAACACAGAGGUCAAUAUAAUGCACCUAUUAUCGAUGAAGUAGCUGUAUUAUUAGUUAAUGAAGAUAAAGGUCGCAGACAUAUAGUUCUGCACGGUCGGAGUGAACAAUUGAGUAGAGUUUCAGAAUUGAAUAGAUCUUAUGAUGCACUGCAAUAA
Macrosiphum euphorbiae (potato aphid) is the source of this 555-nucleotide messenger RNA. The record is from the annotation of a GenBank genome assembly. NCBI's taxonomy places the organism in Eukaryota, Metazoa, Arthropoda, Insecta, Hemiptera, Aphididae.